Drosophila suzukii is the source of this 601-nucleotide messenger RNA. Lineage: Eukaryota; Metazoa; Arthropoda; Insecta; Diptera; Drosophilidae. The record is from RefSeq and is a predicted model, not a curated record.
UCCAGCUACUACUUCCCCCUCUUCCGCACCGGCAAGCUGGGAGAUCAGGAGGCCUUGGAUAAGGUCAACGCCGCCUUUGAGUUCCUCAACACCUUCCUGGAGGGACAGGACUACCUGGCUGGAAGCCAACUGACAGUGGCUGACAUCGUCAUCCUGGCCAGUGUGUCCACCUUCGAAAUGGCUCCAUUUGACCUGAAGAAGUUCCCCAACUUGGAGAGGUGGUACAAGAAUGCCCAGAAGGUUACUCCUGGUUGGGAGGAACACCUGCAGAGUAUUAAGCAGCUGCAGAAGUUCGCAGAACAAAAGUUGGCCGAAAGAAACGCAAAAGCUUAAAUUGCGAUAAUAUAUCAUUAUAUGUUGCAUUUAAUUCAGUUAGGAUAAAAAUGAAGUCAUGAACAAAUUAUUAAUAAAAGAACUACAUAUUUCAAAAAUUUAGCUUAUUACAUAACAACUUUUAGGAAUAUUGUUUUACAAAAUGUAUGAAAGAAUAUUUAUAAAUAACAAAAACUUACUCUGUAGGGUUGGGUUAUCAAUCAUGACAACGAAAGUCGCCUUGGCUUUAGUGAAAAUUUUUUUCUUCAUGAUCGGUACCUUACUCAAA